Molecule: messenger RNA, 4113 nt
Organism: Archocentrus centrarchus (flier cichlid)
Lineage: Eukaryota; Metazoa; Chordata; Actinopteri; Cichliformes; Cichlidae
Gene: snx11
Product: sorting nexin 11
Exons: 7
Coding region: 159-1847 (562 amino acids)
Biological process (GO): vesicle organization; intracellular protein transport
Cellular component (GO): endosome
Molecular function (GO): phosphatidylinositol phosphate binding
Source: RefSeq, a predicted model, not a curated record
GCGAAAUGGAGAUAGGAGCUCCCCAUGAAGGCAGUCCUCCGUGUUUGAGGAAUUUAUUGCCAAGUCCAGCACAAAUAUCGACAAACGAAGCGAGCAACGUCGACAGAUGCCGGCUGGACGAGACCACAGCAGCCGACGUAUGAAAUGCAGCACCCGGUAUGAUGAUCAGUAAUCACCAAGAAGAUGAGUUUGUUGCGGUGCGGGUCCAAGAUCCCCGCGUCCAGAACGAAGGCUCCUGGAACUCGUAUGUGGAUUAUAAAAUAUUCCUGCAUACCAACAGUAAAGCCUUCACAGCCAAGACGUCCUGCGUGCGGCGACGAUACAGCGAGUUUGUGUGGCUCAAGAAGAAGCUGCAGAAGAACGCCGGUCUGGUACCCGUCCCAGAGCUUCCAGGGAAAUCCUUGUUCUAUUUCAACAAUGAGGACUUUCUGGAGAGGAGAAGGAAAGGACUUCAGCUUUUCUUGGACAAAGUGGUGCACAUGACAGUCUGUCUGUCAGACAGCCAGCUCCACCUCUUCCUACAGACCCAGCUGCCAGUCGGUCACAUCCAGGACUGUGUCCAAGGCCACACCCCCUACUCCGUGACAGACGCCAUCCUCACGUACGCCUCGUCCAAUCAGGGGCUGGCUCAGGCGCAAGAGGAUGAUUUGAUCAAGGACCCAUGUUUGACCGUUUCUUAUGAGUCCAUGGAAAGCCCGGCUCCUCGUCAACCUCACCAACAAUCUGAGAGCUUCAGUCCAGAGCUUUUGUCGUGUGGUGACCCUAACCCUCUACGAGGUGUACAGGAUCAGGACUCAGAUGAAGUACUACAAGGGGAGAAAUCUUCAGUAAGGAUUUCCCAGAAGAGCAACCAUCUCGAGGUGGUUCUUGAGGACAGCUGUCGGCCGGAGGCAACCUUUUAUCUCGGCGACAGUUCAGAGAGUGUCAGCUCUGCUGAACAGGUCCAGCAGAGGAUCCAGACGCCGGUGGAGGUGCACUCGUCCGCAGGGAGCGGCUUUGAGGACAGCGUGUCUGAGGGGGAGGUUGUUUUACCUCCAGGUGAUGAAGAAAAGUUGGAGCAGCGGGACAGUAAUGAGGCGGAUGAAAGAAAAAUUAACUCUGAGCCUGAAAAAUGUGACAAUUCUGUAGAGAUUUUAGAUUUUAAGGAAAAUUACUGCAAAGAACAAGUUUUAGAAAAUGAUGCCAGAUGUCAGGAAGCUGUGGAAGAUGUCUGUACUGAGAAUCCCGUCAUCUCUGAGGGUGUUCUAGAUGUCAGAGCUGAUGAACAAACAGAGCCAGGUGACCAAAAAGGUGACGAAUCAGGACGUAGAGAGGAGACGGCGCUCGAGUCAGAAAUCCAUGACGAGGCCCUCGAGGUGAACAGCGUGCCCGCGGUGGAAAAUGAUGGUGACGAUGCUGAAGGAAAACAGGAAGUGGAUUUUGCUGCCACCAGAGACGAAAGUGAUGAGGGCAGCAAGGAAAGCUGUUCACUGCCAUCUUCCGAUGAGAGCAUCGUGAAGGUCAGCGAUGAGGAGGCAGAUGACCCGAUCCAGGUUGCAGACAGCUUUGCGAAGAUGUCUCCUGAGGAUGACACUCGUUGGGCAGAGGUGGAGGCCUCCAGCAGGAGCACCACGGUGGCCGAACAGCACCUUUCUGCCCAGGAGGAUGAGGACCUGCAAUACAUCCUCAGUAGCCCGAGUAAAUCUGCAGACCUUAGUUCUGCUGCAACUUCAGGAGAUAUGACUGAAAAUGGAGACUUUAGUAUCUUAGCAACCAGCCACGUGCCCGGAUUGGCUGAUAAUGAAUGUGUCGGGCAGGAAGCCCCACCCUCACCUUCAGAGGAGACUCAGGAGGUGGAGGCGCAUUAGUUAGGAGUCUUCUUCUUAACAGGAACGCAUUCACUCACACACGUUCUGUUACAAAACUCAUCACACACAGAAUCUUCACAUCGUCGGUGAUCCAGUCUGUUCUCGUCAGCACAGCCUCACGCUGUCAGUCAUCGGGUAGAACAAUUUCAAAAUGGCAUGAAUCUAAUAUUAGACUUUGUGUGUUAUAUACUAGCUCUGAGUUCCCUCCUCUGACAGCAGAAGGCACCCGAGUCCACAGACAGGCUGACAUGGAUAUUCUGAGGCCGAGUCUUUCGGUUAAGAAAUCUGGGGGAUGAAUUUUGGCAGGAAUAUGCACUUGAAUUAAAGGAUAAGUUCACAUUCCUUCAUGUCUGUAUUAAAACUCAGUGGAAUUUGUGGCUGCUGGUCAUGCUGACCAUCAAGGCACACUUUCCUGGUGUAACUGAAGAAACAAACAGCCCGAAACAUAAAGCCAGGGUUUUAAUGACACCACACUGGGUUUGACUAAGUGGGGUUAAAUGUACUUAAACAAAAACAAGUUACAAGUUUAUCAAACUGCUUGAAAGAAACAGAAAAAUGCAAAGACGUCUGUUAACGCAGACUCUUUGCCUUAACUUUGUGCCCCCAGAGGCCCAUUUUAAGCCUGGGAAAACCACGGAAGUCAAGUGGCACACGUGUCAGUUAAAUCACACUGUGGAAGGGAUCUCUAAAUGCCCAGUAGGGACAUUAGGAACAGUUAAAGCAAUUAAAACUAAUCAAAUUUUUUUUUUCUUCAAAAAAAAUCUGAGACUACUGGGGCACUUUUUUUUUUUUUUUUUUUGUUAAGGUAGACCUGGAACAAUGUGAACUUAUCUCUAAAGCUCCUCCUCACGUUUGGAGCCUGAAAUGAGAGCGAGCUGGUCUUAAAUGUGGGACACAUGCUGUUAAAUAGUUCUGUUAUUUCUUAACAGCUUUUAUUGUGCUGAUCACUAACAGGAAAAUACUCAGACUGAGCUCAAGCAUACGUGUAGUUUAACUCUCUGUACACACUUCUCUGAUCAUUCAGGCCAGCAGCGUUAAACUGGUAUUUAUUAAUGAAGGAUGAGAGAGGGAAUCGAACCUGUGCAGUAUACUCACACUCUUUCUGGGCCUCUGAUCUGUCAUCACGUGAUUAUUGCAUGUGUUCAUCCAAACACUCGGAAGUAGAAAUGGAUGUUUUGCACCUUUAUGGCCACAUCAUGGUUUUAUACACACUAGGAAGUUUUUACUUUAUAAACUCAUUUAUUCAGAAUGACACAGAUUAUUUUAAGAUUAGUUUACACUUUCUCACAUGUGUGAGUAUGAACUCCAGCAGGCCUUUUCCACAGCAGACAUCCAUAAAGCACAGGUGGACCCCCAGAGUAUCACUGCCCCCUCGCUGUGCACUCAGAAAGCAGCAGAGUUUUGCAGUUUAAACAACUUUUUUUAUUUUGGGGAGGCAGACGUCCUAAAUCUCAAUGAACAAAGACUCAAACUAAAGACAUUUCUUCCAUAUUCAGCAUCAGUAUCAUUUCACUUAGUCUGUUUUUUUUUUUUUUUUGUUAAACAUUUGUUUCCACACCUGGUUUUAGUUUAGUGAACUUUAAUAACUUUGGGUUAUGCACUCAGGAAAAUGAACGCUGUAUAAUUAAUAUUUAUCACCAAGGUUAUUAUAGUUUAAAAGCUCAAAGUCCACAUUUUAUUUUACUUAACCUUAUUUUAAAAAUCUGUUUUACACUGGAAAUAAAUAUUUUUAGUUUUAGUCUUGGUCAGUUUGAAUACUUUAUGCAAACAUGUUUUCUACUUAAAUCCUGACGAAUCUGAAACUCGUUAAAAAGGAAAAAAAAUGAUACAAAUAAAACAGCAAACUGAACAUUUUUAAAUAGUUUAAGCUAAACAGUCAUAUCCAGGUGCGAUGGCGACCUCGUCCUCGGGUGUCGUGAUGAGUUCAGAAUGUCUGCUGUGGAAAUUUUGGUCUUCUUGUUUUCGGUUUGAGGGCGUCGGCGUUCCCGCUGCUGCUCCUAAUGAAUUCAGCUGCAAUUAAAAAGGGACCUGAAGGGUUUUUCUGCUGUUUCACACAGAAAUCAGACUUUUACACUUUAUUUUAAAGUUGUUUGCAUUGAAACUGUGGGAUCUACUGUGUGGAUGGAUUUUAAUGUACUGCUGGGUUUCUUUCUGGAAAUAACUACAGAUGUUUACACUGAGUUUAUUUUAGAGAUGUCAGAGGGUACCAAGCUAAUCCAUGUACAUGUGCACAUUAUUUUAUUUCAAUAAAACUUUCUCCUCUUUA